AUGGGUCAGCAGCCGCUCUACCAGAGUCACCCAUGGAAGUUCAGCCAGGGUUCCCGCUCUUGCUGCAUCUGCCAAAACUGGCACCGUCUGAUCCAGAAAUACAGCCUCAAUGUGUGCCACCAAUGUUCCCGUCAGUACGUGAAGGAUAUCAGUUUCAUCCAGUGGGACUAA
Molecule: messenger RNA, 171 nt
Organism: Choloepus didactylus (southern two-toed sloth)
Lineage: Eukaryota; Metazoa; Chordata; Mammalia; Pilosa; Megalonychidae
Product: 40S ribosomal protein S29-like
Exons: 1
Coding region: 1-171 (56 amino acids)
Cellular component (GO): cytosolic small ribosomal subunit
Molecular function (GO): structural constituent of ribosome; zinc ion binding
Source: RefSeq, a predicted model, not a curated record